Molecule: messenger RNA, 1864 nt
Organism: Phialemonium atrogriseum
Lineage: Eukaryota; Fungi; Ascomycota; Sordariomycetes; Cephalothecales; Cephalothecaceae
Product: pectin lyase fold/virulence factor
Exons: 1
Source: RefSeq, a predicted model, not a curated record
CCCGGAACCUAUGUCGUCAGCAAGCCCAUCGUUCAGUUCUACUACACCCAGCUCGUUGGCGAUGCCAUCUCCCCGCCCACCAUCAAGGCUUCUGCAGGCUUCCAGGGCAUGGCCGUCAUCGACUCGGACCCUUACGACAACCAGGGCAACAACUUUUGGGUGAACCAGAACAACUUUUUCCGCCAGGUCCGCAACUUUGUCAUUGACCUCAGAGACAUGCCCUUCACCGUCGGCGCCGGCAUCCACUGGCAGGUCGCACAGGCGACGAGCUUGCAGAACAUCGUCUUUAACAUGCGCACCGACGGCGGCGACGCCAACACGCAGCAGGGCAUCUUCAUGGACAACGGCUCUGGCGGGUUCAUGGUCGACCUGACCUUCAACGGUGGCAAGUACGGCGCAUUCUUCGGAAACCAGCAGUUCACCACCCGGAACCUGACCUUCAACAACUGCAAGACGGCCAUCUUCAUGAACUGGAACUGGGCCUGGACAUUCCAGGACAUCAAGAUCAACAAUUGCGGCAUCGGCAUCGACAUGGCCAACGGGGGCACCACCCAGACGGUUGGCUCGGUCCUCGUCGUCGACAGUGUCUUCCAGAACACCCCGGUCGGCGUCUUGACGGCCUAUAACCCUUCGUCUCCGCAGACCAACGGCACUCUGAUCCUCGACAACGUCGACAUGACCUCGGGUGUCCCCGUCGCCGUCUCCAACGCUCUCACCAAGGCCACCGUCCUCGCCGGCAACCAGAAGAUCGGGUUGUUCGCCCAGGGUCGCGCCUACGACAGCGGCAGCGGCACCGGAGGCAAGGCCGUUCAGGGCUCGCAUACCGCCGUCACCAAGCCGGAUUCGCUCCUCAACAAGGCCACCGGCAAGGUCUUCACCCGCGCCAAGCCGCAGUACGAGAACGUGCCGGCGAGCUCGUUCAUCAGCGUCAAGUCCAAGGGUGCCAAGGGCGACGGCACCACCGACGACACGGCGGCCAUCCAGGCCAUCUUUGACAGCGCCACUGCCGACCAGGUCGUAUAUUUCGACCACGGAGCCUACCUCAUCACCGACACCGUCAAGGUCCCUAAGAACAUCAAGAUCACGGGCGAGAUCUGGCCCCUCAUCCUCGCCGGCGGCAACAGCGCUUUCAAGGACCAAACGAAGCCGAAGCCCGUCUUCCAGGUCGGCCAGCCUGGUGACGUCGGCUCGGUCGAGAUGUCGGACCUCAUGUUUGAGACUGCGGGCCCGCAGCCGGGCGCCAUCCUGGUGGAGUGGAACGUCGCCGAGUCGAGCCAGGGCGCCGCGGGCCUGUGGGAUGUGCACUUCCGCAUCGGCGGCUCGGCCGGCACGCAGCUCGAGCUGGCGCAGUGCGCCAAGAAGCCCGACAUCACCAACCCGGUCGACCCCAAGUGCUUCGGGGCGUUCCUGCUCCUGCACAUCAGGGAACAGUCCAGCGCCUACCUGGAGAACACGUGGUUCUGGGUGGCAGACCACAGCCUCGAGCCGGCCGACAAGUCGCAGCAGAUCGACAUCUUCAACGGGCGCGGCGUGCUGAUCGAGACGCAGGGCCCCGUCUGGGGCUUCGGCACGUCGAGCGAGCACUCGGUGCUCUACAACUACCAGAUCCAGAACUCGGCGGCCGUGUACCUGGCGCUGAUCCAGACCGAGACGCCCUACUUCCAGGGCAACCCGGCGGCGACGACGCCCUUCGCGGCCAACGCGGCCUUCGGCGACCCGGACUUCGCGGCGGCGUGCCCGUCGGGCGACGGGCGGGGUUGUCAGCGGGCGUGGGGCCUGCGGGUGGUCAACUCGAGCGACGUGUUCGUGUACGGGGGCGGGCUGUACAGCUUCUUCGACAACUACGCCCAGACGUGCCUGGACA